Molecule: messenger RNA, 4419 nt
Organism: Sparassis crispa
Lineage: Eukaryota; Fungi; Basidiomycota; Agaricomycetes; Polyporales; Sparassidaceae
Exons: 22
Coding region: 1-4419 (1472 amino acids)
Cellular component (GO): intracellular anatomical structure
Molecular function (GO): RNA binding; ATP binding
Source: RefSeq, a predicted model, not a curated record
AUGGCCAAGAAGAAGAAGACGCAGCUCAAGGCCGUCGCGAGGGGGUUUGCGACUACUUCUGUUCCCAAGAAGGUUGUUCUACCGGCAGAGGAAGAUGGAGUUGACAUCUCUGAGACCAUCGACGCGGCGCCAAUCGUUAAAGACGCGAUCAGGACAACUCCCGUCGGUGGUGAGCUUGCUCAAGCCCCAACGGACGAUUACGACUUGGACAAGCACGAGGAAGAAUCUCUGCAGCUUUUGGUAGACAAAUUACAAGAUAAAACGGAAAAGGAUAUUGUGCGGACAAUCAAGGCGAUCAAGCAAGAGCAACGGUUCUCAGAAACGCUGGUUCGCCUUGACUGGGACAGUAGAUUAGUUGAUAGAGUACUUUCUUUGGCUCUUGAAUCUGAUCACGCUGGAGUAAAGAGGGCUCUGGAUGAGACCGAAGAGAAGGCCAUUGCUCGCCUUGCGAUUACAUAUGGAGUUCUUAGACGAUUAGGUUUCUCUGAAGACAGAGUUGAAGAAUGUCUCAGGGCUACAGAAGGGGUUGAUUUAGAUGAAGCAUUUGCUUGGCUUCACCUUCAUUGCGCAGAAGAAGAACUUGGUUUGCAAAACGGAUCGAGAGCAGCAAGUGAACCCAAGACACCGACGAUCAACACUCCUCAGUCACCUCGGACUUCUCUCACUCCGGUACUACCAUCAUCAGUGUCUGGUUACUCAUCUCAUGGUGUAUCUUCGUCUUCCCGACGCCUGAACCCAGACAUCUCGGUGUUUGAGCCUACAACCAGCGCUUCACUGACCUCGUUACAUUACGACGACGGUAUGCCAGAAGAGACUGACAUAGGUGGAACUCACACACCGUUAUUCUCUGACCAUGGGCGACAGUCGCCUACGGAUGACGCCAAUGCUGAAUUUAUAAGACUAAAGUUGCAAAUUUCUGACCUAACCACACAUAGAAGACAGCCUGAUGAAACUCGAGAUGCUGCUUUCCUGCGGGGUUUGCAAAAACGUUUGGAAGACGUGAAGAAGGACUAUUUCUUCGAUCAGGAGGAAGCUGAAGCCCAGUUUCGUAUUGAACGCGAGAAGGCGGAUGCAGCUGCCCUGCGAUCCAGAUUGCGUGGUGAAGUCCCCGUCGUCCAGACUUUACUGUCGUUAGAGCGUUGCAGGAACCGUCCGCCCGAGAAAGAACCCCCUCCCUCAGUUGUCGGGGAUACAAGUUCUGAUAUCUUCGACAACGAGGAUGAGGAGUCGAACGGAGGAUUAUUCGAGCUCCUAGAGGCGAUGCCCGAGACAGAAGUUUCCGAUCGCGGUGUCACUGUCGCUGUUCGCGACAUGGCUCUACCUAAACACUGGUCUGGCCGGACACCGAGAUCAUUGUUAUCUGAAGUCGUACACAAAGUCGACAGAUUCGCGGCCAUUUCAUACCAGUGUAUCUCCGGACUCAGUCGUGCAAAGAGGGCCGCCGUUGAGAUACACUGGGAGGGAGGCAAGACACAAGGAUGGAGCAUGGAUGAUAUUGCUUGCCAUGAUAUGUCUCAGGCCGAGCAAUAUAUUUCCACCAUCGCUAUGCAUGCAUUGACCUUCCCCAGAUCAGACGGUUUUGCCUGCAUUGGAUCCAUGGGCGUAAGUAGUCAGACGACGUUCAGGUUGCUGCCUGCCAUAUACCGAGAUUUAUGGGACGAACUGGAGCAAAAAAGAAAGGUCACGAACGAUGCCGUCAACCGUAGCGUAUGGGCCAAGUUGCGGGUCAUCAUAGAGCCCAAGAUGAACGUCGACCGCAAGGCUAACAGCAAGGUAUCCAGAGAUGUUUUCGACAGGAAGGACUUGCCCGUUAUCCCAAAUGUUGGUCAAAGCAAUGACCUCACUCCAGAGCAAAUCAAAGCUGGGUUCAGGACCAGACAAGCUAGCGCUCCUUACCAGGAUAUGCUCCGUCAACGAGAGCAACUCCCGAUUGCCAGGUAUCGCGGCGAAAUUACCUCUAUUCUUGACAGGUCUCAGAUACUAGUUCUAAGUGGUGAAACUGGGUGUGGGAAGUCAACUCAAGUUCCAGCCUUCAUCCUGGAACACCAGCUCGCGCUAGGGAGAGAUUGCAAGAUCUAUUGCACGGAACCUCGCCGAAUUUCCGCUAUAUCUCUUGCACAGCGAGUAUCGCGUGAGUUGGGCGAGGUUCCUGGUGCUGUGGGCACCCUCGGCUCCAUCGUGGGGUACUCGAUCCGGCUGGAGAGCAAUAUUACCAGUCGAACACGCUUGGCAUUUGUUACGAACGGUAUUGCGUUACGAAUGCUGGAGGGUGGAAGUGGACAAGGAGGACAAGGCACUGCAUUUGACGAGAUCACGCACAUUAUCAUUGACGAGGUUCAUGAACGUACCAUUGAAUCUGACUUCCUACUCAUUGUGCUCAAAUCUUUGCUACGAGAACGUCCCAAUCUGAAAGUUGUGCUCAUGUCAGCGACUGUGGAUGCUGACAAGAUAUCCGACUACUUUGGCGGUUGUCCAAUCCUUUACGUUCCUGGAAGGACUUUCCCCGUUGAUGUCCGGUACUUAGAGGAUGCGGUAGAAUUUACCCGGUGGAAGAUCACCGAAAGUUCACCUUAUGCUAGACGUGGAAAGGACAAAUUUAAUCAGAGCAAAGCCAAAGUGGAUUGGUCAGAAGAUACGGCUCCCGCAGAUGAUGAAGACGAAGAGGCCGAACAGGAUAACGUGAAACUGGAGAAACGCUACUCUCCUAACACCGUUUCCACCGUCAACUUGCUGGAUGAACGUGUCAUCCCUUACGAUCUCAUUGUCCGCUUGUUGGAGCGGCUGUGUAUUGAGGAUCCAACCUACACUACCUAUUCUGCGGCUAUCUUGAUCUUCAUGCCCGGCAUGGGAGAGAUUCGCAGAUUGAACGACAUCCUGUCCGAGCACCGCUAUUUUGGUUCAGAGCUGCAGUUCAAGCUCUACCCUCUCCAUUCUAUGAUCUCCAGUGAAAAUCAGGGCGCAGUGUUCGAUAUUCCUCCUCAGGGCAUCCGGAAAAUUGUCAUAGCUACGAAUAUCGCUGAGACCGGCAUCACCAUUCCUGACAUCACUUGUGUAAUCGACACUGGAAAGCAUCGUGAAAUGAGGUUCGACGAGAAACGUCAAAUCAGUCGUUUGAUCGAGACCUUCGUGGCAAAAAGUAAUGCUGCUCAGAGACGUGGACGUGCAGGGCGAGUGCAGUCAGGGCUCUGUUUCCACCUUUUCACAAAAUUGAGGCAUGAUACUAAGCUGGCGCAACAUCCCGACCCAGAGAUGAUGCGGCUGAGCCUCAGCGAUCUUGCAUUACGCAUCAAGAUUAUGAAGGUUAAACUGGGUUCCUCUGUAGAAGACGUCCUCUCGCGUGCUCUGGAUCCCCCUCUGCCUGUCAACAUCCAAAGGGCCGUUUCUUCAUUGGUCGAAGUUCGUGCCCUCACUCUAAAUGAAGAAAUUACGCCUAUGGGCCGCUUGUUGAGCAAGCUACCUACGGAUGUGCAUCUUGGGAAGUUCUUGCUGAUCGCGACACUCUUCCGAUGUUUGGAUCCGGCUCUCACUGUUGCGGCUACUCUGAACUCCAAGUCCCCCUUCCUUUCUCCGCUUGGCUUGGAGAAAGAGGCCGAUCGUGCGAAGCUCUCGUUCCAAGUCGAAAACUCCGAUUUCCUCACGCUUCAUAACGCGUUCGCCAGCUGGCGCCGGGCUUGUGCAAAUGGCGUUGCCCGCAAGUUCUGCAAGUCAACUUACUUGAGCCAUCAGAACUUGCAACAGAUCGAAGAACUGCGACAGCAAUUCCUGGGCUACUUGGUCGACUCCUCAUUCAUACAAGUUGAUAAGGCAUUUGUUCUGGAAUUGAGCAGGGCACGCUUCACCCGUAACAGAACACGUUUCGUCGCUGUUCCUGCAGAGCUUGAUUUGAACUCGUCGAACGUCUUUCUGUUCAAUGCUGCCCUGACAGCAGGUCUGUAUCCCAAAAUACUGGCGGUCGACCCGAUGCAAGGCGGGAUGCGCACCAUCACAAACAACCAGGCGGCGUUCUUCCACCCUUCCUCCGUCAACUUCCGUAGGAAACCCAAGGACUUCGGGGUGAAUCACUUAUGCUACUUCACACUGAUGCAUUCCAAGAAAUUGUAUGCUUGGGAGACGGGGCCGGUGGACGAUAUAUCCCUCCUACUUCUUUGCGGAGAGGCGGAAUUUAAGCUUGCGUCCGACGUUGUGUACAUCGAUCGCAAGAUCAAGUUUCGCAUCACCCCGAAGUCAGGCAUCGCCCUCAAGGUUUUGCGCGCGCAGAUUAGCUCACUGCUGGCAACCCAAAUGCGUAGCAAACCUCUGUUAGAGUCUCAGGUGCUGUGGAACGAUCUCGCCAUGAUGGUGCUGGGAAAGUUCAAGGUAAACGAUCCCUUAGAGAACCAAGAUGGGGUUACGGUCGUGAUACACAACAGGAAUACAUGA